ACUCGAGAUAUGUAUGUUAAAUAAGUAACGUUAGAAAAAUGUCUGAAGUUGAUUUAAUUACUGAACAGCGGGGAGCCAACGGCGAAGUUAUUUCAUUUGUUGACCAUGAUGAUCAAAUCUUACCGUUGAAUUUAGAAAAACCGAAGUCUUUUAGAAAAUUCCGCAAAUUCUACAACAUUUUUGAAGAAGUGAUACGUCCCAGGGGCUAUCCAGAUUCGGUUAGUGAAGACUAUUUGAAAUACCAAAUCUGGAAUACUCUGCAAUCUUUCUGUAAUACAGUGAGUGCGUCUUUCAAGACCCGGACAGUGCUAAAAAGUGUGGGUGUUGGUGAUAGUAAUGCCAAUGCGCUCUCUGCGGCCAUAAUCUGGAUAUUAAGAGAUGGCACGGGGAUGAUUGGCAGAAUUUUGUUUGCCUGGUGGAAAGGGUAGGUAUCAGCAAAGUUCCAGAGCAAAUAAUAGCUGUAGGCACCCAGAAAGUUCACGAGUAUUCUGGAAUUAUUUUUCUUAACGGCCAUAUUGAUUCAAAUUCUAUCUCGUCGAUGACGUCGUCUGCGAACUAACUGGGGUUUAACCAGGCAAAAGCAACACCGGUUAAAAUCUGGCAAUAGUGCCUAGUAGCUGAUUUCUAACCUAACACUUUUGAAGUGUUUUUGUAAAUAUUUAUGUUUGUUUGCUAAAAUUACAAAUUUUUUUUUAAACUGGGAAACAUAAUGUCAGACGUUGAUCUGAUUAUCAGCGAACAGUGUGGAUCUACAGGCGACACAGUUUCAUUCGUUAAAAAUUCAAAUGAAAUAAUCCAAAUUAAACCCAGAAGAAACUUCAUUUAUAACUUGCUGGGAGUGUAUAGUUUUCUCAAGGAAGUGAUUCUUCCUAAUGGAUAUCCCGAUUCAGUCAGCAAGGACUAUUUGGAGUACCAAAUAUGGGACACUUGCCAGGCAUUUUGCAGUACCAUAAUAGGAGCCUUUAAGACAAGAGCGGUUCUGAAAGGUGUUGGUGUUGGUGACAGUACUGCUAGUGCCCUAUCGGCCGCAAUAACUUGGAUUUUAAGAGACGGAACUGGCAUGUUUGGCAGGAUUUUAUUUGCCUGGUGGAAAGGAAGUGGACUUGAUUGUGAUUGCAAAAAAUGGCGCUAUUUUGCAGACAUUCUGAACGAUGCAGCUAUGUUGGUGGAACUUUGUUUGCCAUUCUAUGCAAGCAUAUCAAUGCAAGUGCUUUGCGUAACAUCGACUAUGUAUGCUAUUGUGGGAAUCUCAGGCGGAGCCACUAGAGCGUCUAUAACUCACCAUCAAGCCAUCAGAGAUAAUAUGGCUGAAAUUUCGGCCAAAGAUGGUACACAGGAAACUAUAGUUAAUCUCAUCGGCAGCUUUGGGAGUAUAUUUUUGCUCAACUACUUCAGUUCAUCUAGAGCUGAGUGGAUUUUAAUCAUAUCACUAAUGGUGUUGCACUUGUAUACAAACUUUUUGGCGGUAAAAGCCCUGAUAUUCAACACAUUUAACAGAGAAAGACUAGCACUGGUUCUAAAAUCGUACUUUACGAUUGGAUCUGUUUUGAACCCAGCGAAAGUAAACGUAAAUGAAUCUGUCUUAUUGGGAUUUGGACUGAAUGUAAAGCGUAUGUGUGGAUUUGACAUCGUUUUGGGCGAGUCUAUAAAAAAAUCGCUCAACGAUUAUGCAGCUGCAGAUAUAAAACUACUCCAGUCAGUCUACAAGGAUAAAAAAUAUAUGCUGCUAGUGAAUGGGACCAAAAAGAAGAUUUAUGUAUGUUUGGAGAAAGGCGAAACUGCAGCCGAUGUUAUAGCAGGUUAUUUCCAUGCUGUAUGCUUGGGAAUUGCAACCAGUAUUUAUAAUAGUUUGGACUUAGACAUCUAUGCAAGGCGACAAUUACAUCACCCGACGCCGAUAACCAGACUAUACACCUACAUGAAGUCUUAUGAAAAGUCUCACAAUCAUUUCCGAAACCUUCCACCGAAUUAUUUGAUGGAUUUCAAUGAGUUUGUUAAACAGGAACAUUCCAUGUUUUUUACCGCUUUGGACAUUCAAGGGUGGAACAUUGAUUCGCACAGCCUUGCGGUGGGCGAGUUUCGCAUAGACUGGAAAUCCAGUCAAAGCAAAAAGACGAUAUAGUUUUGUGUUCAUAAAUAAAUAUUUUAUUUAUCUGUU
Messenger RNA from Dendroctonus ponderosae (mountain pine beetle), 2158 nucleotides. Its product is annotated as RUS family member 1. NCBI's taxonomy places the organism in Eukaryota, Metazoa, Arthropoda, Insecta, Coleoptera, Curculionidae. The record is from RefSeq and is a predicted model, not a curated record. The transcript is spliced from 9 exons. Bases 710 to 2122 code for a protein of 470 amino acids.